CCCUCUUGCAGCUUAGAUCACUGGGAGAAGAUGGACUCUAUCCCCACAGGAGCAGAUGGCGCAGGACAGGAUGCGUGGUGGCUAAUUUUUGCUACAGGCCUCAGCUUUAGAGUGGGCAGGCACUGAAUGAGACUUCGCCCUCUCCAGGGUGACAGCUCAGACAGAACACGGUGCUGUGCCCUGAGCAGAGAGAGUAUCUGGGCCCCGGAGGAGCGGCGCCAGCCAGGACAGUAAAAGACAUUCCGACCAUGGCCUCCCCAUCAUGCUUCCACUCGGAGGAUGAGGACUCCCUGAAAGGAUGCGAGAUGUACGUGCAGAAACAUGGCAUCCAGCAGGUGCUCAAAGAAUGCAUUGUGCACCUCUGUGUUGCCAAGCCGGACCGGCCACUGCGAUUCCUCCGGGAGCACUUCGAGAAGCUGGAGAAGGAAGAAAACAGGCAGAUCCUGGCUCGGCAGAAGUCAAACUCCCAAUGUGAUUCCCACGAUGAGGAGAUUUCCCCAACACCUCCAAAUCCCGUGGUGAAGGCGCGUCGCCGGCGGGGAGGUGUGAGCGCUGAAGUCUACACUGAAGAAGAUGCCGUCUCCUACGUGAGGAAGGUCAUUCCUAAGGAUUAUAAGACCAUGACUGCACUGGCUAAGGCCAUUUCCAAGAACGUGCUCUUUUCUCACCUGGAUGACAACGAGAGAAGUGACAUAUUUGACGCCAUGUUUCCUGUCACUCACAUCGGUGGGGAAACGGUCAUUCAGCAAGGGAAUGAAGGAGAUAACUUCUAUGUGAUUGACCAAGGAGAAGUCGAUGUAUAUGUGAACGGGGAAUGGGUGACCAACAUCAGCGAGGGGGGAAGCUUCGGGGAGCUGGCCCUCAUCUACGGCACCCCUAGAGCAGCUACCGUGAAGGCCAAAACGGAUCUCAAGCUCUGGGGCAUCGACCGUGACAGCUACAGGCGCAUCCUCAUGGGAAGCACGCUGAGGAAACGCAAGAUGUAUGAGGAGUUCCUCAGCAAAGUCUCCAUCCUAGAGUCCCUGGAGAAGUGGGAACGCCUGACUGUAGCUGAUGCCCUGGAGCCUGUGCAGUUUGAAGAUGGAGAGAAAAUCGUUGUGCAGGGGGAACCUGGGGAUGACUUCUACAUUAUCACAGAGGGCACCGCUUCAGUCCUCCAGCGACGAUCCCCCAAUGAGGAGUAUGUGGAAGUGGGGCGCCUUGGACACUCUGACUACUUUGGGGAGAUUGCCCUGCUGCUGAACCGGCCACGCGCGGCCACUGUAGUGGCCCGGGGUCCCCUCAAGUGUGUGAAGUUAGAUCGGCCUCGUUUUGAGCGUGUCUUGGGCCCCUGCUCUGAGAUCCUGAAGAGAAACAUCCAGCGUUACAACAGCUUCAUCUCCCUAACUGUCUGAGCUUGUAUUGCCCCUGCACCCUUGGGGGCCUCCCCGUGUGGCCCUGUGACCCAUCCCCUAUGCCAGGGGCCUGGGAGCUGCUGGUUAGUGGCUGAGUGGGGCUGGUGCCUGGCACAGAGCCUCUCCUUUCUCUGGACUCACUUUUAGAAUAAAUAACCAUCUUGUGCUUUUUAAAACACAAAGGGCAAGCGGCAACUGCAUCCCCAGACCAGGGAAGUGACAGCUGGCUCUCCCACAGUGGCCCUGAAGCCUUAUCUUGGGGCCACCUUAUCCCCUCUCCAAGUCUUCUGGGAAUUCUCAUAUGAUCCCCAUACUUGAACUGGCCCUGUGUCCUGCCAGGUCUCAAGAGUGGGGCUACAACCACCCUUACAGCUUUCCCCCAAAGCUGAGAGUUAAUCAGAACACAGUCCCUUGUCCCUGUAAGAUUCUCUGGUCUAGCCAGGCAGUGGUGGCGCAUGCCUUUAAUCCCAGCACUUGGGAGGCAGAGACAGGUGAAUUUCUGAGUUUGAGGCCAGCCUAGUCUACAGAGUGAGUUCCAGGACAGCCAGGGCUAUACAUAGAAAACCUGUCUUGAAAAACAAGCAAACAAACAAAAAGAUUCUCUGGUCUAGGCCCAGGUAUAAAACAAAUUGUGACAAAUGGAGAUGUCCUCAAAUGAGAGCAGAGACAGAAGAUGAAAGACAUUCUUGGUCCCUGCCCACUGUUCCCAACUCUCAGAAGGACCCCUGAGGGACCCAAAUUGAUUCUAGCCUCCUAUCCAGGGACCAAGCUAUGGCCCCAGAAAGUCAGGAGGUGGUGGCUAAGCCCACUCUACUCUCAUAGCUCUUGGAAAGUUCGUUUCCUGGUAGGCUAGGCACCCUGACCUCAUGUCAGGACAGUUGGCCAAGCCUGUGACCCCUUACUGGCUGACGCCCAGAUUGGGCAGGAAGUGUGGCUGAUGGUGGGGCUUUCCAAACGUGGUGAUUCUGGGCUGAGUCCCCAUCUCCUGGAGACCAGGAGCCAUGGCUCUGUCUCCAUGGCCUGCCUAUUAGAGACCCCAAGGGACAGCAAGGAACUCCAACUUGCUGGUUAAAGCUGUAGGUUUGAGCCUUCCCAGACUCUCUGUGCAAAGCCUGAAUCCCUGUCUCCCGACUCCCAAACAUUUCUCAACCAAGUCUCUCUGCUCCCUUACAAGAGGGGAUAAUGUACUGAAACCAGACUUGACCCCACAUCCCUAAACUAUCAACAGUGGAGUGUGAUAUGAGCUAGCCAGGCCAGAGGACCACAUGAGUGUCCUCAACUGCUCAGUGUCCCCUGGGUGACCGGCAUGUCAUGAGACAGUGUGAUCAACCUUUUCUUGCCCCACUGUGCACGUCUAGGUGACCCUUCCAGCUGCCCAUCAGCUCCCCGCUGUGUGGCCUGCACUGUGGACUCUCUGUGGAUUCUGUGGCCCUGCUUCUCCAUCCCCUAUUUAUGUCACCAAGUGCUGCAUGAACUAUUAAAUGUGCAAUGAAGAAUCCUUUCCCAA
Messenger RNA from Mastomys coucha (southern multimammate mouse), 2901 nucleotides. RefSeq names its product protein kinase cAMP-dependent type I regulatory subunit beta (gene Prkar1b). The record is from RefSeq and is a predicted model, not a curated record. Gene Ontology annotation, molecular function: cAMP-dependent protein kinase regulator activity. The transcript has 11 exons. NCBI's taxonomy places the organism in Eukaryota, Metazoa, Chordata, Mammalia, Rodentia, Muridae. Bases 249 to 1394 code for a protein of 381 amino acids. Gene Ontology annotation, biological process: regulation of protein phosphorylation. Gene Ontology annotation, cellular component: cAMP-dependent protein kinase complex.